Racocetra persica is the source of this 123-nucleotide messenger RNA. Lineage: Eukaryota; Fungi; Glomeromycota; Glomeromycetes; Diversisporales; Gigasporaceae. The record is from the annotation of a GenBank genome assembly.
AUGAAAGGACCCGAGAGAGAGGACUUGUUGGUAAAUUUGGUAGUGAAGUUGAUAAAGAUAGAACAGUUGUAUUGAUAGAAGCACCACUGGCUGUGGUUAUGCAAAUAGAUACUAUGAUAAAAG